Molecule: messenger RNA, 306 nt
Organism: Gongylonema pulchrum
Lineage: Eukaryota; Metazoa; Nematoda; Chromadorea; Rhabditida; Gongylonematidae
Source: the annotation of a GenBank genome assembly
AUGGGCUCAGCGAACGACAUCUACACCGAAGUGAACUACAUAAAAAGUGCUCCAGAAGGCCCAAGGCGAAACAACAGGACAGCUCGAGAAUCCGGUUACGCUGACGUCAAUCCAUCAGCGAAUCUACAGUGUGAAGGAUGUUGCUUGCCAGGGCCUCCUGGUCCACCUGGAGCGCCAGGUAGACCGGGAAAACCCGGUAAACCUGGUGUUCCUGGAAAUCCUGGAAUGCCAGGAAAGCCACCAACGGUACCUUGUGAGCCGACGACACCUCCUCCAUGCAAACCAUGCCCACAAGGUAAAUUGUGA